Molecule: messenger RNA, 3361 nt
Organism: Rhagoletis zephyria (snowberry fruit fly)
Lineage: Eukaryota; Metazoa; Arthropoda; Insecta; Diptera; Tephritidae
Gene: Miro
Product: mitochondrial Rho GTPase
Biological process (GO): small GTPase-mediated signal transduction; mitochondrion organization
Cellular component (GO): mitochondrial outer membrane
Molecular function (GO): GTP binding; calcium ion binding; GTPase activity
Source: RefSeq, a predicted model, not a curated record
UCUCUUUCACUGAACAUACCCUUUCGCUGUCUGGCAGACGACGGAUUUUCAUCUUGUGUAGGAGAGUGAGCUUUGCUCUAGUUCAGCAUAGAUGAGCGGUCUACAAGGCGCUGUUUAUAUUUUGGGAUUCGUAUUCGCUCUAUUUAUCGAAAAUUGAGUAAUCGUAAACACUGUAAACACUAUAUCUACAACCCUAGUAAAAUCAAAAAUUACUUUCAAAACCAGAUCCUUUUCCUGCCAUUGAAUUUAAAGUAUCAAAACUCCAAAUAUGGUUCAAUACAGUGUUGCUCAGCGAAAAAAUGUGCGCAUAUUGUUAGUUGGCGAUCAGGGAGUGGGUAAAACCUCACUCAUACUCUCGCUUGUGAGCGAAGAAUUUCCCGAGGAUGUUCCACCAAAAGCUGAAGAGAUAACAAUACCCGCUAAUGUAACACCUGAACAGGUGCCAACAAACAUUGUCGACUACUCAAGCACAGAACAAACUGAUGUAACACUGAACGAAGAGAUUCUCAAGGCGCAUGUUGUAUGCAUUGUAUAUAGCGUGGAAGAUGACGAUUCGCUAGAUCGUAUAACUUCACAUUGGCUGCCUUUGGUUCGUAAUGCAAUUGGGCCAGACCAGCAGCGUAAGCCCAUUGUGUUGGUAGGCAACAAAGUCGAUCUGAUAGAAUACUCAACCAUUGAUAGUGUAUUGACAAUAAUGGAAGACUUUCCAGAAGUAGAGAGCUGUGUAGAAUGCUCCGCCAAAACGCUACACAACAUUUCCGAAAUGUUCUACUAUGCACAAAAGGCUGUUUUGCAUCCGACAUCGCCGCUAUACAUAAUGGAGGAGCAAGAUCUCACUCCAGCAUGCAAAAAAUCACUUGUUCGCAUAUUCAAGAUUUGCGACAUCGAUGGUGAUAAUUUGCUGAACGACUACGAAUUGAAUCUCUUUCAACGUCGCUGUUUCAACACUCCCCUACAACCACAAAUACUGGACGAAGUGAAAGCUGUUAUACAGAAGAAUAUUCCAGACGGUAUCAUCCAUGAUGCUGUUACAUUAAAGGGUUUUCUCUUCCUGCAUUGCUUGUUUAUACAGCGUGGACGCAAUGAAACAACUUGGGCAGUGUUGCGCCGUUUCGGCUACAACGAACAAUUGGAAAUGUGUAAAGAUUAUUUGCGUCCCACGUUGAAGAUACCACCCGGCAGCAGCACAGAACUAUCACAUCGCGGCCAACAGUUCCUCAUAGCCCUGUUCGAACGAUACGACAAAGAUGGCGAUGGCGCACUAUCCCCGGAGGAGCACAAAAUGAUUUUUAGCACUUGUCCAUCGGCGCCCUGGUCUUAUUCGACAGAUAUACGUAAGUCGUGCCCGACCAACGAUCAAGGUUGGGUUACGCUACACGGCUGGCUAUGUCGCUGGACGCUAAUGGCGCUUAUCGAUGUUUCAAAAACAUUGGAGUACUUAGCAUAUUUGGGUUUCAAUGUACACGAGAACGAUAGUCAAUUGGCGGCAAUACAUGUGACCCGCGAACGACGCAUUGACUUGGCAAAACGACAGAGUAGUCGUUCGGUUUACAUGUGUCAUGUAAUUGGACCGAAAGGCGCGGGUAAAACUGGCUUGUGCCGUGGAUUUCUGGUGGAUGACAUGAAGAGUCUGAUUGGGAAGGAAUUCAAAACUAAUGUAGUGCAUUGCGUUAACACAGUGCAGGUUUAUGGCCAAGAAAAGCAUCUUAUUUUGCGUGAUAUCGAUGUCAAGCACGCUUUAGACCCACUGCAGCCACAAGAGGUGAACUGUGAUGUUGCCUGUCUUGUUUACGAUUCAUCAAAUCCGCGUUCAUUCGAAUACAUUGCACGCAUUUACAUCAAAUAUUAUGCAGAGAGUAAAAUACCAGUGAUGAUUGUAGGCACCAAAGGUGAUUUAGAUGAACGGCGACAAGAUUAUUUGCUACAACCAGCAGAGUUUUGUACUAAAUACAAACUAUUGCCACCACACCUGUUCAGCUUGAAGAGCAAUAAAAAGGAGGUCUACACAAAAUUGGCAACCAUGGCGGCUUUUCCGCGUUUUCAGGCCGCAUGGAUACUCUUUUACAAGCACAGGUUGGUACAGCUGUGGGAAUCAGCUCAUCUGCGACAGUUUGGCUUAAUGACUGAGGAUCCAACACUUUGGUGGAAAGCUGGAUUGGGUGUCGCUGCGGCUACAGUGCUGGGCUUUGUUGUACUCAAAGCGCUGCACAGUGCCGGCUCACAUGUACGUUACUAAAACUAAUGAAGAUCAAUCGGAGGGACAAACCGCAGUGGCGGGACUUAACUUGACACACACACGGGCGUGUAAGCAGCGAUUGAAGAAUGCGUAUCAAUUCCAUUGGAUAUUUGCAAAAAAAAUAUGAUAUACCGUUAAGAUUCUACGAAAAUUUCGCGCAAUUCUUUAAAACCUACUGCUUAUAAAACCUUUUUUAUUUUUCAACUCAAUUUACGGAAGUCAUACUAUGUGGUUAAAAUUAUUGAAUUAAAAAAAAAAAAUGCGAUUCAAAUCAAAUUUAAUUGAAGUUUAAAAAAUUACUGCUUCGCUAUUAUGCGAGUAUAAGCAUACUUAAAAGAAUUUUAGAUUUUUUUUGGGCAAAAGAAAUUUGUUAAAAAUUGUGUUUGAGUUCAAGAAAAAAAUGGUCAAAUGAAAAUUACGUAAAUGAGAGUAGGCAUAUUUCGUAAAACGUUUUUUGUUUGUAAAUAUAUUCUUACUAACCCACAUAAAAUGUAUUUCAAGACAUUUAUUUGGCGCAAAUUUCGUACAUAAAUAAAUGCAGCGAUUUAAUAUAUGUACAUAUAUCUAUAUCUGACCUUAAUACAUUACAACCUUUUAAUAUUAUGUCUACAUACAUACCAGCAUACAUAUUUUUUUACAUAAAUAGUAAUAAAAUUAUUUUAGCAUUGGAGUAAAUGACGAAAGCAACAAUUUGAAAAUCAAUCGUAUAGCAAUACCAUUUAGCAUAUAAUCAAUAAUAUACACACCAAACUACAUACAUACAUACAUUUACAUAUAAACAUAGUAAUCACAUGAAUAGCUACAAUAUUUUUGUAUAUCAUAAGAAAGGUGAUGCGGAAUAAUCAAUUCAGAUAAAAUAUAUGUACCGGAAGAGAACCUUUCGAUAUAAGACCAGUUGGGGGACAGUAUACACAUGUGGACAUUUUUACUCUAAGUACUCUUAUGGAUUUGUAUGUGUUUUAUUAUAUUUUGAAAAAAAAAAAGCAUAUACAAAUAUAAUUACAUAUACAUAUGUACAUACAUGUAUACUAAUUUAAUUUAAAACGAAGUUUAUAACAAAUUGGCUUCAUGAGUUUAAGAAAUUCAAUCUUCCACAUAAUAAAGUAUGAUAGGAAAGCAUCAAAA